GGAGGAGGAGGUAGUCGACGACCUACGAGAAUGGCAGGAGAAGGAGGAGGUGGAGGUGGAGGUGGCAAUGUCCCCUUCUCAAAGAUGGUUUUUGACGGUAAACGAAUGAGAAAAGCCAUUCAAAGACGAACAGUUGAUUAUAAUCAUAGUGUAGCUCGAUGGAUGCAGGAACGUGUGUGGAUUCGUGAUAGAAGAGAUACGCGCUAUUUAAGGCCAGACCCUAACUUUAUUGUGAACCUUUUACCUCCUGUGGCCUACCUGGAUAAUCCAAUCAACGCAGUCACUACCAAAUUCAUCCAUACCUCUACAAACAAGAUCAGAUAUCCCGUCAAUGUAGUCAGAUGGACUCCCGAAGGUCGUCGUUUAAUUACAGGUUCCUCCAGUGGUGAAUUCACUUUAUGGAACGGUCUCACCUUUAAUUUCGAAACCAUUUUGCAAGCGCACGAUUCUGCUGUACGUGCCAUGAACUGGUCUCAUAAUGAUAACUGGAUGGUCACGGGUGAUCAUAGUGGUAUCAUCAAGUACUGGCAAUCCAACAUGAGUAAUUUGAAAAUGUUUCAAGGGCAUAAGGAAGCCAUUCGUGAUUUAACGUUUGCGCCCUCCGAUACUCGUUUCGCUACCUGUUCCGAUGAUUCGUAUAUCAAGAUCUGGGAUUUUAACACCGGUACGGAAGAAAAGACCUUGAAAGGUCACGGUUGGGAUGUCAAGUGUUUGGAUUGGCACCCUUACAAGUCUUUAUUGGCUUCUGGAAGUAAAGAUAAUCUCGUUAAAUUAUGGGAUCCCAAAUCUGCCAAAAAUAUCACAUCGCUUCAUGGACACAAGAAUACAGUUUUGGCUUUAGAAUGGAAUCAGAAUGGUAAUUGGCUAGUCACUGCUGGUAGAGAUCAACUUGUCAAAGUAUACGAUAUCAGAACAAUGAAGGAAUUGCAAGUGUUUAGAGGUCAUAAAAAGGAAAUCUGUUCUGCUAAAUGGCAUCCACAACAUGAACGCCUUUUAGCCACGGGUGGAUCCGACGGUGCACUGAUGUUUUGGAUGACAGGUCAAGAUCAACCUGUAGGUGAACAAGAAACCGCCCAUGAAUCCAAUAUUUGGUCCCUUGAUUGGCAUCCUGUGGGUCAUAUCCUGGUCUCUGGUUCCAAUGAUCACACGACGCGUUUCUGGACAAGACCUCGACCUGGAGAAUUAACUUCGGAUAAAUUUGAUUCGAGUCAACAUCAUGAUGAUGAACCCGCUCCACCUAUCAAGGAAGAUUAUAGACAACAAUUCACGGAACCACCCCCUUUUAGACCUCAUAAUGCUCCCUCGCAUCAAAAGGUAGAACCUCCUCCAUUUCGACCUGCCAAUGCUGCUGCUCCAAGAGAGAAUGGUCCUCCUCCUUUUAGACCCACCCAUCCUCAGUUUAACGAAACUCCUCCUUUCCGUCCUCAACAACAACAACAACAAAAUGAUAUGAUGAUGCGUCCACCCUUUGACUCUUCUAACAUGGGUGGUGGAUUCAAUCGACCUCCUCCUUCUUCUAAUCACAGAGGUGGUAUGGGAAGAGGAAGAGGUGGUCCCGGUAUGCAACAAGGAGGAGGGAGACAUAAUGGAGGUAUGCAACAUCAACAAGGUUACAGACCUCCUCCUCCCAUGAUGAAUAAUGGAGGUGGUAAUAGGUUUGAUGGUGGACAACAGCAGCAGCAUCAGUUUGGACAAAGACCGCCUCCUCCUCCCAUGCAACAUGGACAAAGAAUGCAUAAUAACGGUGGAAUGAAUAAAAGACCUUACCCUCCACAACAACAACACCAACAAAUGCAAGAAGGUGGACCUGGUUAUCGACCUCCUCCUCCAUUUGGUGGUGGAAACCCUCAUCAACAACAACAACAACAGUAUCCUCCCAGAGAUAACAAAAAGCCUAGAAGAUGGAAUUAAAAAAAAAAAAAAAAAUUAAAAAAUCAAUAAAAAACCCCCUCCUUUAUUUCUUGUAUUCAUAAAAGUGAGGUGCUAAUUCAGCU
Molecule: messenger RNA, 1994 nt
Organism: Mucor mucedo
Lineage: Eukaryota; Fungi; Mucoromycota; Mucoromycetes; Mucorales; Mucoraceae
Product: WD40-repeat-containing domain protein
Exons: 6
Coding region: 31-1911 (626 amino acids)
Cellular component (GO): mRNA cleavage and polyadenylation specificity factor complex
Molecular function (GO): protein binding
Source: RefSeq, a predicted model, not a curated record